Molecule: messenger RNA, 10467 nt
Organism: Homarus americanus (American lobster)
Lineage: Eukaryota; Metazoa; Arthropoda; Malacostraca; Decapoda; Nephropidae
Gene: SCAR
Product: wiskott-Aldrich syndrome protein family member 3-like
Exons: 14
Coding region: 225-2057 (610 amino acids)
Biological process (GO): actin cytoskeleton organization; positive regulation of Arp2/3 complex-mediated actin nucleation
Cellular component (GO): cytoskeleton
Molecular function (GO): Arp2/3 complex binding; actin binding; protein kinase A regulatory subunit binding
Source: RefSeq, a predicted model, not a curated record
UGGCAGGUUAGAGGAAGUGUUUAUCUUAUUUCCUUCAAUUGUCUUACUUUAAACACCUUUGUCAAUAUGAGAGAAUGCAUACUCAGGUGAAAAGAGAGGUUUGGUCGUAGACUCUCCAAAUAUAAGUAAGGCGCAUGCCACCGAGGUAUAAAAGUGGCGGCCAAACAGGAAGAGUUUGGCCACACAAGAUUCACUACUGUAGCCAUAGGGCUGAAACCUAGAAGAUGCCACUUCUAAAACGGGUGGUGUCACCCGUGCAUGUGUCACGGGUGCCCUUGGUGGAGGAGUGGGUCACUGAUGAUAAUGGUCGGGUCUACUCUGCACUACUGCCAGCUACAUACCAACCACAAGACCUAGAGGCAUUCACCAACCUCACCCUUGCCAAUCUAAUUACUCAAUUAUCAUCACUUUCUCGGCAUGCAGAGGAUUUGUUUGGUGAAAUGAUUGCCGAGUCCACAUCCAUCUUGAAUCGUACUGUAUCAUUGCAAGGCAGAGUUGACAAACUCUCAGUCAAGGUCAAGAAUUUGGAUAGCAAUGUAGAAGAAGUAUCUCUGCAAGACAUCCAUAUGCGAAAAGCAUUCAAGUCCUCAACAUUAUUUGACCAACAAGUUGUAUCUCGGGACACUAUUUCUGCUCCAAUGUCAGAAACUUAUCAGCACUGUGAGCAACCUCCUCCUCUUCAUCAGCUUAACCCUUACAGGGAUGAUGGGAAGGAUGGUUUGAAGUUCUACACUGACCCAUCAUACUUCUUUAAUCUCUGGCGAGAAGAAAUGACCCAAGAAACAGAACGACUAAAGCUUGAUAAGAAGCAGAAGCAUGCACAUGGAGGGGAGCAUCGAAAUGAGCCAAGCAAACCCAAAGGAGAUGGGAGAAAUAAGAGUAAAAAGGUGCCAAGGAUGACAUCCAACACCCGAGAACGACAGAUCAAGUGGGCAGUUGAGCAGGGAGAAUAUAUUGCUCCACAGUCUCAGUACAGAACCCCAAUGAAUCAAGUGAACGAGGGCAUAUAUGAUGAGUCGGUUGGAAUAAAUGCUGCUGAUGGACGGCCUCUACGGCCUAAUAGCAUAGAACUUCGUGGUCACUAUGGCAACGCACAUACUGGGGAAGGGGUGUAUGCCGCAAAUUCCCAUCCGCAUGCUUAUUCUCCAACUCAUGAGAUGAACCAGGCAGUACCAGUAGCAGACCACCAAGGUUACCCACCACCUUACCAAGACCAGUACUCUGGAUAUCCACCUCCACCUUAUACUCCUGAUGGGGCAGUAUCACAAGGUAGCACUCCUAGUCGUAAUUCAGGUCAGCGUGCACCAUCUAAUCGGCCAAUGCAGCCUCCUCCAGACCCACCAAGCAACAGCAAUACACCAACCCCACCAGGUGGUUCCCAUAGCGGUACACCAACACGUUUACGUGGACCUUCCCAGGGACGUGAAUCUUUACCUCCACCACCACCUCCACCUGCUGAUCGACAGCAACAGGUUGGAGUGGAUGGAAUCAUUCGCGGGACAUCAAUGUCCCCUGGACCAGGACGGCAUGUCCAACCACCUUACCACCAUGAACAAGACCUUCCCCCACCACCACCAACACCAGAUAAGACUGGGGAGCCAGAACCACCACCACCAUCCCCCCCACCCCCACCACCAGUGGCUCCCAUACAGCCAGCAGGACAAAUGGUUGGAGCUCCUCCCCCUCCCUCACCCCCACCUCUGGUACCAAAUGGAAAUGCACCAGGAGCUCCUCCUCCUCCACCAAUGCCACCACUCAUGAUAAAUGGAGUCAUAAAACAACAGUCACAGACUGUUCUGGCAAAACCUAAGAAAGUGGAAAAGAAAGUUCUUCCACCAGUUGAAGCUGAUGGUCGAAGUGAAUUGCUCAAAGCCAUCAGAGAAGGGAUCCAGCUGCGCCCCAGGGUGGAUGAUGUUAAGACAAAGCCGAAGGAAGACCCAGACAGUAUUGAUGUUGCAUCCAUCCUACAGAGAAGAUUUGCCUUUGAAGUUAGUGAUAGUGAAUCUUCAUCUGAUACAGAGUCUGAUAGUGAUGAAUGGGAUGAAACCAGUGCAUAGAACUAGCAGAAACAUAACUUCCCAGCUUCUUUUUGUGAGCUUUUGUUAAUUUCAUUGUGAAGGCAGUGAUGAGAAAGAUAAAGGUACUCAGUGUAUUCCUGUAUGCCAUGACUGGAAGAGUAAACAAAAGAACUGAUGGAGGAUCUGUUGAGACUAAGUACUGCUAAUUAGUCAUUAAAGUCAUGGUUAGACUCAAUAUGUAUCCUUUUUAUUAAUGUUUUAUUUUGAAAUGCCAUGGUAGCAGGUGAGGCACUUAUUGUAUGUGUUUUGAUUUGUCCCAAGUGAAACAAAAAAGACAGUGUGGACCAAAUCGUUGACCUCUUGAGGCCAGAUUUCUGUUUUGCGUUAUAGUCAGAUUGGAUGACAAAUAUUCUUUGUGACAAAGUUUAUAUGGAACCAGGAUUGUUUGUGACACUUUACAUGGCAUAUUGUUGGUAAAAUGUGGUGAGCUUUUAUAAAAGGUAGUCAGUAUGUACUUGACUUAUUAAAGAUUUAUGUUCCUCUGUGAACAUGUAGCCAUAAUUGGUUUUGUUUUCAAAAUCCAUCUUGGUGUUUGCAGAAGGUAUAUUGGGAAGAAAUUGGAAAGCUGCAUUAAGAAACUUUAUUGUAGUUUCUAAUAACACAAAUUUGUAAAGUAGUUCCUUUCAUGUAUAUGCUUCAUUUAUGUGAUAUCCUGUUACCCUACUCUGUCAAUACAGACUUGCUUAAUUGUUAUGUAUAAAUUUCUGGGUUAUAUUAAGUUUUAUUUCCAAAGAUGAAGCCUUUUUUAUUAUUAUUAUUAUUAUCAUUAUUAUUAUAAUAUAUAGAUUUUCUUCUUAUUCUACUGAUGACUGUGCCACUUGAUUUUUGCUGUGACAUUUGGCCAUCUACAUUAAUAACUCAUUAUGUGAUAUAUAGAGUAAAACCUCAAAAAAAUUGUACAAUAUUUUGGGAAUUAUGGUAAAAAAGGGCUGCUUUAUAAAUAAAUAGUAUGUCACAUUGCUUGCCAUAGAUGUAAUAUCUAAUUACUUUGCUUCCCUGUAUUAGGAAAUUCACAGAUAAAGUUUUUUUUUUUUUUUUUUUUAUAUGAAAGCUGAGUAUUGUACUAUUAUUAUUAUUAUUUUUUUUUUGUGAACACUAAAGUUAGACAAUAUUCAGCAUAUCUUAGGUGUGAGAGUAAUGCUUGCCACUGUAUGACAGAUAAAACAUAAAAGUGAAUAGUCCCCAGUCAGUUAAAUUAAAAAUAGUUAUGCAUGGUAUCCUAGGAAGUUGAUAAGUACAUUUUACUCAUUGUUGCUCCAAGAAAUUACACACAUUUUUGUGGGAACAACUUGCAAUUGUGUAAAUGUUUUUGUUUAUCCAGAAACUUACUGUUAUAUUCAUUAACCAUGUGCUGAAUCUUCACCAAACCUAAUGGUCAGUGUUUUUCCAUUUGUAAGUCAUCAGAAUCCUUAAAAAACAAAUAAUAAAAGGUUUUCCCAGUGAAAGUGGUUGAUUUUAAAUCUUCAGCUACAAUAUUUAAUGUUUCUCUAAACAAAAUAACUUAUUGAUAACCCUACAGUAGAACAAAGCACAUUUACUAAGGAUCUACAUCUUGGCUUAGCUGUCACACUCCUCAAGUAGUAGUCGUCUGCUUGUUAGAAAAAAAAGUAGUGUGCAUAUCGUGGCAGUGUGUGUAUUGUUCAGAACAUCUUCCAAGAUACCUAUCUGUCUAUCUGUUCAGUAAACAUACUUAAUUCCUAAUUGAGUAGAGUGAACAGGUGCACUAAGUCUUAGAAGAAAAAGAAUUUAUGGUAUAAUAGAAAAAAUUAGAAAACUUCCAUUGAUUCCUUCAUAUGUAAUGCAUUUGUAGUGCAUAAGUGAUAUAAGACUCGCACUGCUUAAUCCUUCACAUCUUUUAACAUUAUUCACUAAUAUGAUUUAGGAGUGAGUUUAUCAUGUCCAUUCCUUUUUAUACUUUAACACAAAUGGGAUAUUUAGAAGAAAAAUGAGGAUUUCAUAUUCACAAGUGCCAUUUUUAUUCCUUUUUCAUUUUGUAUUGAACAUCCAUAUAUUUUUGGCAAUGUUGAACCAUAUUGAUUAUUUCAUUGGGCUGUUUAUUUAGUGAUGGUUUUGUUGGCAAAAAUUACACAAUUCAUGAAUGAAGAUAAUUUAAUGUAUGAAUUUGCUCAAUCCCUAAUGACUAACUGAGUGACAGUAUCAAGGUGGUAACUGCCAACAGAACUUGAGUCAAAAUCUUGGAAAAUUGUGAAAUUCAUUUGUCUUUCCCUCCUUUCCUAUGGUUAUUAUCUCAAAGUAUGGCCAUAAAUAGGGAAGCUGCUUUUUUGCAGAUUAUAUUCAGUUCGUAUGUAAAUUGAUAAUACAGUGAUAUCUCUGUUAGCCAGAACAAUUGGUGCAGAGCACCUCCAGGAAUGAGAGAUUUCUGGGUAACGAGAUGACUCUCUCAAAGCCGGAAAAAUCCCUCACUCCCUAAAUUUUCCGGGUACUGGAAAAAAUUUAUCGGAAUUUUGCAGAAAAUGUGCCCCUCAAUAUUUUUACCCUAAAGCUGGAAUUUUGCAGAAAAUUCUGGCUUUGGUAACGAUUUUCCGAGAAAAUUUCAAUUCCGACCGUCGGAGAGUUCCGGUAAAGAGGGAUUCUGGCUAAUGGAGAAAUUACUGUACUGUAUUUAUGUCACUUAAUAUUUACUGAAGAAUUUCAUGAGUACAGCAAAAAUACUGGUAAAUAUAAAAGACUUAUAGUAGACAGUCCCUGAAAUACAUGGGGUGUAAGGAGUGAGGAGUCUUGUGUGAGGAUCAUCUUAAGGGAAGUUGCAAAUGUGCUGGCAACAAUGUUUUCCCAUUGUGUUAGGAUGUAGGAGGAAGCCUUAAAUAUGUAGAGUGAUGCAACUUAGUUAUCUGGAAAUGGGUGAUAUAUUUUAUUUCAUCAAUGAAAAUUGGUUUUGUUGUGUAGUACUGUAUUUGGGGAUCUUAAAUGUUAUUGUAUCAGUGUACUAGUGGAGAAUUGAUUUAAAAAUUUUUCAAAAGCUAAAUUUCCAGCAGUGUAAUCCAAAAAAUUUAGCUCAAGUGUGUGUGCAUUAUGCCCUAGUCUUACAAGCUGUCACCAAGCUACUGGUGACAAGAGUUCUGGAGAACAUAGCAUCUACAAAGAGCUUGUGGUUAUGUAAACUAAUUUCCCUUUUACCCCUGAAUGCUGUUGCAUUUUGCACAAAACAUUUUAAAUUUUGUAAUAUCUUGUGUUAAAGUGGUUUUUCUUUAGUUCAUGAAGUUUUCGUCAUGCAAAUAAUAAUGAUGAUUCCAAGUUUUAGGUCUUAUCAGACAUUCAUACCAAUGAGAUCUCCAGCUACCUAAGCUUUAAUUACCUUUAUACUGUGGAAAUUUUAUGAUUAGUUUCAAACAGGUAAUAUGGAUAUUCUCUUGGAUCUGUUGGUACAAAUUUUUUGAGCUCUGAAGUACUGUAGUUGAGUGAUGCAAUUAUUAUGAUACUUUAUGUGACCAUCAGUUGUUGGUUGCAGACUAAAUUGAUAUGAAAUUCUUGGAGCCCCUAAGAGCCAUUUCCCUAGAUUAAUGAAGGUCUUCAAUGGUCUCCAUGUUCAGGGCUUAGGAUGGUAAAUAUUUUGGUGCAUGACAACAAAGAUAUUUAUAUAUUAUUGUACAGUAUUCCUAUUCCUCAGUUACAGGUGCACAAAGGCAUGUUAUAGACAAUAAUUACAGUCCAUAUAUGUGUGUGUGUGUGUGUACAACCUUCUUCGUUAGAUUUUUUUAUUUCCAGAUUCAACCCUUUUCAGUUGCCUAUAAUAGCAUGGAGUGAUAUUGAAGUUACUUUAUUUUAUAAUUAAUACCAGAGGAAACGUUUAUUGGAAAACAAGUUGAAGUGUUAAACCUAAAAAUGUGAAGGUUUUGUAGUACAGUGCUGUGGAAAGUGAAGUUUAUGUUUGUAAUUUUACAUAAAUGUGUUUUAUAAAGGCACAUUUUGGUAUAUAGGUUACUGUGGGUGGGUGAAGAUGGAAGUUAUUAAUUGCGAGGAGCACAAUUUAUAAAGGGCAAAUUUAAAACUGAAAAUGAAAAACAGGUAUUACAGUAAUGUAACAGGUGAUACUGGGAAGCAUUGUAAUUUUUUAGAUUAGUGUCAAGCAUAGUGAUAAAAUGUGAACUGAGGUUAGUACCUUAUUGAACUACCCAUAUGAUGAAAGAAGGCAGUAUUAUCAAUGGUCAUUUGGCUUGUGCCUUAGUGUGACAAUGAAAAUGUUGGCUCAUUUCUAGACUGCAGACAUUUAAAAAUGCAGAUAUUUAGAAUUGUAUGUUGUUAGGUAAUCAGUCUGAAUUUUAGAGGAUUUUACUGUAAUAUCACAUUUAUCACUGUAAGAAGCAUUUUGUGUUUGAAAAGAGCCAAGUUAUUGUUAAUCUUAAAUACUCAUUUUAAAGGUGCUGAAAGAGGGAAGCAGAUCAGAGAAAUACUGCUCAUGUGGCUCAUACUAGUUUGUAUAAAAUGUCUACUUUUUAUUGUAAUAGUAUAUACCUAUAGACAUGUCUUCUUUCCCUUAUGGAAUUUUUAGCGCACAACUUAAUUAUAUAUCUUUAAAAUUGCAUUAACCAAAUUCCAAUAUGUAAUUAUAAUUCCUUUUUCAAGUCAUACAUAAUUUUUUUUUUUAGUUAAUUAUAUUCUUGUGAAUAUUCUAAUGCUUUUAUUUAAGCCAAUUGUGUAAAAUACUGUAGCUUAUAAUUAUUUUCUGAAAAUUUACAGUGGAUGCAGAGUUUAAGAACAUCUAUGAGGAUGUUAUAACUUUCAUCCUUAUACUGUAUUGCUGUACAGUAUACCUGUACUGUACAGUCUUAACAGGAAAGAGAAACUAAUUCUACACUUAUUAAAUAUAACAUUGUUUUACCAGCUUUUUCACAAUGUUUUUCUGUGUUGGGGAAUAGACCUUACCAGUAGUUGCAACCCAGUUAUUUGGUAGUGAGGCAUUUCAAAGUGUAUUUAUAAGCUUUCUUGUGAACUGACCAUCAGCGCUGUCAUUAAAUGAGCAACUAUGAAAUCCCUGCAUUGUGUGUAGCAGUGACAAUGGCUUUUCAGUUGUAAAUGCCUACUGUAUUCACUAAAUAAUAGUUAUCUAUGACAAUUAAAUAUGGUAAAUUAAGCAUCAACUUCUUUCAAUCCAGCUGUUGUACUCUAUAAAUGAUACUGUUGGCUAGUCAUAUCUUGAACAGACAUUAAGGGACAAGUAUACUGUAUUGUCUAUUGUCUUUUAACCAAAAGAAAGAAAAGUGAAAUUAUUCUUUUUUUAUUUUCAACAGCUGAUUAUUUUGCCUUAUGAUAAAAUUUAUCACUAAAAUAUUUUAUAAUUGUCUCUGAAUUUAGGCAGGGCUUGACAUUAAAUUCUGGAGUUGGUUACCAUCUUGAGCAAGUCUAGUUCCAGGUAAAGAUUUAGCCACCCCCCAAAAAUAUGUGUUGUGAGAGUAUUAUAAAAUAACUAAUACCAGGAUGCUGCACUAAUAAUAUUACUAAAAAAAAAAAAUUCAAAUAAAAUCCGAUGUUAAGACUAAGUACCCUACAAAAUGGGUGAUUGCACAAUUUGGUACCUGGAAAGUUAACUACAAAAGUCAAUAGAAUAAAUUUAUGGAAGACUUCAGUUAAAUUCUGAUCAUAUUUCCAAUUACUCUUGAAAUAAACCCUAAUAGUUACAGCAAGUUUGUUCACUUUGCUUGAUAAUCCUUGGAGUGGUGUACAUUAAUUUGUUGAUGUACAAUAUACCUUAAUUAAUAAUAAUUGAAAAUUAUUUACAAAAUGGUAAUUAAAUUUUUCAGCAGUCAUGAAAUAAUUAAUUAAUGAAUGAAUGAACUUGUAGUUUGAACAAGAUAUAUAUAAAGAUGAGCUCAUUGGUACACUCCAAGUUACUGUACAACUACAUCUGAGAAUACAUUGUGGCUAUUGUGAUGAAUUAAAUCUUUUAUGUUUGUACAUUUCGUCUAUUAAAGUAUCAUAUUAAACAUUGUGUAGUUUUGUUUGUUUGCUCGACGACAAAAUUUGGUUGUCGGGGCAACUUCUAAUGUUGAACCUUGCUAUUGUUUGUUUUUCAAAUCUCGAGCAUCCUAAAUUUUCACAUACUGUACUUAUACAUUCAUAUUCACAAGUAUGUGUGUAAGAAUGCAUUAGUGUAUAUGUACUGUAUAAGAUUUUUAUGGAAAAUGUUUGUACAGUUUGUCAUAAUUAAUUCAUUUUAUUGGAAGUAAUUUUUUUUUAUUGACGUACUUAGUCCUUGACCAGGUAAUUUAGCAAACAUCAGUGUUAAAGCACCAUUCCCAGUUCAAAUUCAUAGGUUUAAAUAAGUUCACAUUUAUGUAAAUUAAUUGUGACUGCAGAUAUGAAAUAAAAAAAUUAUUUAUUCUCAGUUUCUUGUUAAAUUGUAUAUUAUAGGUACAGUACUGUUUUAUAAUACUGUAUUAACAUACGGCUAGGUUCUUGUGGUUCUUCUAUAUUGUAGUGUCAUGUUCUAGGGCAAACGUUUUUUAGAUUUGUGUUUGGUACAUGGGACUCGUUAAUGAUUUUUUGUUGAAGCCAAAACAUGAUUUGUUGGUUAGCUAAAAGGGAAUUCUCUUUUUAGCAAAGAAGCAGGUGCCCCAGUGGGCCCCAUAAAUGGUCCACACAUCACAAGUUGUAGAAGCUGCAUGUAUUCCUUACUGUAUGUGUACGGACAUAGCUUUGCUCAUAGUUGGUAUAUGCCACCAGUGAAUAAUGUACUGAUAUUGUUUCAUCGGUCACAAAUGAUAAUGAAAGUGGCAUAGUAUUUGCAUGUGUGUACAGCAGGAAGAAAUAUUUUGAUGAUUAGAAAUUAAUUUUGAAGAUAUUUAGAAAGGUUACGGAGUGGAUCUAAGGGAAAAAUUGCUAGAAUUUGUAAAAUCUGUUGCAAGAUGGAAAAACUAUUUUUUUACUCCAAACACUGGUCCAGUAUGAUAUACGGUACUAUACUCUCAUGUGCAGGAAAUAACUAGUGUAUGAGGAAUAAACAAUGGGUUAAGGAAUGAUCACUGGUGAAUUUAACUACAGUAGUUACUAGGUAGCACUUCAGGGAUUUUCUUUACCUGCCUAAGGUAUUUAUUCAAAAAGCAUUUAAUUCUCAGUUAUUAACCUUCAGUAUCAUCCUCCAUAGUGUCAAUUUACCUUCCAAUAAUAAGGUUAUAGUUAUUUGUGUGUAAUAGGCAGUUUUAACUGAAUGUAUGAUUUAGUGUACUAUCCUCUUCAUUGCACACUUUAGCAAUGAUAUGGCUUCCUCACUUAUAAAAUUGCUUGUUACAUUACAAGUUAAACAUGCCAAGCAUGAUAGCCUUCGACUUAUGCCAGUUGCAACUAAGAACAAAGCUGUACUCUCAAUUAUAUUGGUAAUAUGAAGUGAAAAAAUACUUUUGGUACUGUUUUAUCCCUAGCAGUGUUUGGUUUGUGUACCUUUUGUAUAUGACCAGUGUACUGUAUUGGAAUGAUGAUCAGAUUUAUAUCUGUACCUUAAUUCCAAUGUACUACAGUGAAACUGUAAAACAGUGUGAAUAUCAUCUUAAUAACUGUAACAUGUGGUGCUACCAAGAUGGUCAAAUGGCACUUGUGAAAAUGUAAAAUGUGAAAAUAGUCAGGCCUUAAGUUGUAGCACCACCAUAAAGCUUGUUCAUGGGAUAAAUAUGAUUCUUUAGCAUGUUAUUAUUAAAUAUAUAUCAUCAGUCAUAACAUUAUUAUCUUUAUAGUUUUGAGGCUCUUUUAAGAUUAUUUCUCUACAUGAGGGUAUGAUUUAUUCAUGUACUGUACAUUCUUCAUUGAUGCCCAUGAACAAGUUACACUACUUUCAUUUCAUCUAUGUUAAGAAUCAUAUAAUCUUCCAAGUUGAACAUAAACCCAUUCCAUGCCUAAGUACCCACAUAGUAACACCAGUUCCCAUUGCAUCAAAAGGACCACAACAUUCUCAUAAUGCAGUAUUUACUUCUAGCUCUCUCUAAUUUUACUAUACUUUAUUGUUCAUCUUACCUUUCCUAACUAUGGCUGAGAGUGAGUACAGUAAUCAGCUACUUAACUUUCCUCCACCUUAACAAUUACUGCUUUCCUUCAUGUCCUGUCCUUUGCACACAUCAUGAUAAGAAUCACCAUGUUCCUCCUUACUGUAUAUGCAUGAUCUGCAGUACCUGUACCACAAUUUCACAAACUUCCUUGUCGUUUGGAUAAAGAAUGCUAAUUUAUUUUUCUGCUAAUGGUUUCGACAUCUACAGUAUCAUGUUUUAUUUUUCAAACUUCGUGUACUUUUUUUUUUUUACUAAAUUUGUGUGUACACAGGUCCAUUCUUUAUCUUGUGCUAUAUCUGUUUCUUUCUCCUAUACCACCUCCACUUUGCUCCAAAACAUGCUUCAUGGCGCAAAUGAAUGUAAGAGAUUUUCUUCUUAAUAAAAUUGUGAUGAUA